Emys orbicularis (European pond turtle) is the source of this 996-nucleotide messenger RNA. RefSeq names its product solute carrier family 35 member B4 (gene SLC35B4). Gene Ontology annotation, biological process: transmembrane transport. Lineage: Eukaryota; Metazoa; Chordata; Testudines; Emydidae. The coding region runs from base 1 to 996 and encodes 331 amino acids. Gene Ontology annotation, molecular function: UDP-N-acetylglucosamine transmembrane transporter activity; UDP-xylose transmembrane transporter activity. The record is from RefSeq and is a predicted model, not a curated record. The transcript has 10 exons. Gene Ontology annotation, cellular component: Golgi membrane; endoplasmic reticulum membrane.
AUGCGCCCUGCCUGGGCCGUAGCGCUGGUCUUCAGCGGGUGCUGCAGCAACGUGGUUUUCCUGGAGCUCCUGGCCAGAGAGUUUCCAGGAUGCGGGAACAUCGUGACAUUUGCACAGUUCUUAUUUAUAGCAGUGGAAGGCUUUAUCUUUGAAGCCAACUUUGGAAGGAAGCGGCCAGCCAUCCCAAUAAGAUACUACUUGAUCAUGGUGGCCAUGUUCUUUACAGUCAGCGUCGUGAAUAACUAUGCCCUGAAUCUAAACAUAGCCAUGCCGCUGCACAUGAUCUUCAGAUCAGGCUCUCUAAUAGCGAGCAUGGUUCUAGGCAUCAUCAUUUUGAAAAAAAGAUACAGUGUGUCUAAAUACACAUCCAUAGCCCUGGUGUCUGUGGGGAUCUUUAUCUGCACUUUAAUGUCUGCAAAACAAGUGGCUUCUAAAUCCAGCUUAAGCGAAGAGGAUGGACUCCACGUCUUCAUGUGGUGGCUGUUAGGUAUCGCGGCACUGACCUUCGCCCUCCUGAUGUCAGCCAGAAUGGGGAUCUUUCAAGAGACCAUCUACAAACAGUUUGGAAAGCAUUCCAAGGAGGCACUGUUUUACAAUCAUGCCCUGCCCCUCCCUGGCUUCCUCCUCCUCGCUCCGGACAUCUACGCCCAUGCUGUUCUCUUCAGCCAGUCUGAGCCAUUCCAAGUCCCGGGGAUCGGGCUGACCUUGCCCAUCAUGUGGUUCUACCUCGUCAUGAACGUCAUCACUCAAUACGUGUGCAUUCGGGGAGUCUUCAGCCUCACCACGGAGUGCACCUCCCUCACCGUCACCCUGGUGGUGACGCUGCGCAAGUUUGUCAGCCUCAUCUUCUCCAUCCUGUACUUCAAGAACCCCUUCACCGCCUGGCAUUGGCUGGGCACCCUCUUUGUCUUCGUGGGCACGCUGAUGUACACCGAAGUGUGGAACAGCCUGGGGCCUCGGCUGGCCAGACAGAGGAAGGAGGCCAAGAAGGAGUAA